AUGACGACACGUCUCUCUACGUUGGCUAGCGAGAAGGUCCUUGUCCCCCGUGACUCCCUCACAGAAGCGGAGAAGUGGCGAUAUGUGAUGGACAACACCCUCCGACUGGGAAGUCUCGGUUUUCUCUGCGGUGCCGCCUUCUCACUCGUGGUGUUUCGUUCCGUCAGCACACGAAUGGCCGUCACGGCAUUCGGCAGCGGCUUCGGUCUCGGGAAGUCGUAUGUGGACACGAGAUAUGUGUUAGGGCACGAUGUCGCCGCCGAGACGGUGUGGACGGCGGAGGUGGUGAAGAAGCAACCAACAGGCACCACUGCAAAUACAGGUGGCGUGAGUGAGGGUGAUAGUGGGAGCGCUCAGUGA
This is a messenger RNA of Trypanosoma theileri, 360 nucleotides long. RefSeq lists its product as uncharacterized. Gene Ontology annotation, cellular component: MICOS complex; mitochondrion; mitochondrial inner membrane. Lineage: Eukaryota; Euglenozoa; Kinetoplastea; Trypanosomatida; Trypanosomatidae. The transcript has a single exon. The record is from RefSeq and is a predicted model, not a curated record. The coding region runs from base 1 to 360 and encodes 119 amino acids.